AUGGACGGCUCUACUCUCCCUUACACCUGCAACACCUGCCUCGUUGCGUUCCGUAGCAGCGAUGCGCAGCGGGACCACAUGCGCACAGAUUGGCACUUGUAUAACAUGAAGCGUCGAAUUGCGUCUCUCCCUCCAGUGUCCCAGGAAACCUUCAACGAAAAGGUCCUCGCCGCCAAAGCCACCACCACUGCCGCCGCCGCCAAGGCCUCGUUCGAAACCACCUGCGUCGCUUGCCAGAAGACCUUUUACAGCGAAAACUCCUACCAGAACCAUGUCAAGAGCUCCAAGCACAAGGCCCGCGAGGCCCGCAUGAACCGGGACAAUGCCGACGACUCUUCCUCCGUCAUGAGCUCGACCUUCUCCCUGGGAGAACCCAUCAACAAGCCCCGCGUCGGCGAGUCCGAGGUUGCCAAGGUCGCCGAAACCCUCAAGGACACCACCAUCAAGGAGGAAAAUGAAGACGAGGAGAUGGCCGAGGACUCGUUCUCUGCGACUACCUGUCUUUUCUGUCUUCAGGAGGCCGCCGAUGUCCAAGAAAACACCGAACACAUGCUCAAGGCUCACGGCAUGUUCAUUCCCGAGAAGGACUACCUCACCGACCUUGAAGGUCUUCUCCGCUACCUGCACCGCAAGGUCGAAAACAGCGAAUGUCUUUACUGCCAUAUGAUCCGGAACACUCCCGAAGGUAUCCGCACCCACAUGCGCGACAAGGGUCACUGUAUGAUCGCGUUCGAGUCCGAGGACGAGCAGAUCGAAAUCGGCCAGUACUACGACUUCCGGAGCACUUACUCGGACGAUGAGUGGGAGGACACUGGCAGCGAGACGCACGAGGAAGGUGGUGUCAAGGUUGUUGGGGAAGAUGAGGGAUGGGAGACGGAUGCCUCGAUGGAGGAUGACGAGGAGGAGCUGGACAACCGUAAGAGCCAGCCCGUUGUCUACGCCACCGAGUAUGAGCUGCAUCUGCCCUCUGGCCGGAGUGUCGGUCACCGCUCCCUCGCCAAGUACUACCGCCAGAACCUGCACAACUACCCUACCGCCGAAGAGCGUGCGGAGCGUCAGCUCGCCAUCGAGAACGGCGAGAUCGAGGAGGAGGAGCAGAAGCCUCGCGGCCGCAAUCUCAACCGUGCUCUUAUCACUCGUGCCAACGGCGGUACUGGUAUGAUUGGUACGACAGAUUCCCAGAAGAGAGACGUGAUGAUCAGUGAACGCAAGGAGCGCCAGAGAGCCAUCCGGCAAGAGCUGCGCUACACGGCACGUCUCAACCGGGCUGCCAACCACCAGAAACACUUCAGAGAUCCUCUCCUGCAAUGAUCUCAUACAUUUCGUCUUGCCUCGUAUGUUGAUGAGUAUAUGAAUCAUUCAGGGUAUUUCUUUAUGUUUCCGCAUUGCCGUGUUCUGUUGGCAUCUGUUCUGGAGUUGGGCUGGGCACAUGCUUUGUUAUGACAAAAGUAGUGAAUCAAUAGAGUAGAUCAUGAUCCGCUGGUCUGCUGUACUCCGUAG
Molecule: messenger RNA, 1500 nt
Organism: Aspergillus sclerotioniger CBS 115572
Lineage: Eukaryota; Fungi; Ascomycota; Eurotiomycetes; Eurotiales; Aspergillaceae
Product: putative C2H2 finger domain protein
Exons: 3
Coding region: 1-1311 (436 amino acids)
Biological process (GO): ribosomal large subunit biogenesis
Cellular component (GO): preribosome, large subunit precursor
Molecular function (GO): zinc ion binding; nucleic acid binding
Source: RefSeq, a predicted model, not a curated record